AUGGAUUCCAAUAAUUUGAUACCUGAUCAGGGUUCUGAACCCACUCUCGACACUAAAGAAAGAUCUCCUACCAAUAAUCCUCCCGAUCAAGGAUUUGUUUUACAGUCUCAACAUCCUACUCCUCAUCAGCAGCUUCUACCCCAAACCAUUCAAAAUCAUGUUGCACCUCAACCUAACCUGUCAUUGCUAUCGACUCUAUCUCAGACUCCCAGCCAGAAUAAUAGCCUAUUUUCCAACACACAGCAACCUGGGCUAAAUUCCGCGAGUAAUUCUAUUGGCCAGAAUUCCAAUAUACCGGAUGAAGCAACAACGAUAGCAGAACCUAAGGCAGCCAAAUCAGUUGAAUGCCUCUCAACAAUCAGUUAUGCAAAUAUCAUUUGCUAUGCAGCCUUCGACAUUGCAGCAACAAUUGCAACACAACAGAAAAUGGGUUUGCAGCUGCAGCCAAGUUCUUCGCAACGAGAUAUGCAGCAAAAUCUCCAAGCAUCAGGGUCCUUACGUCAACAGCAAAGUGUUCUUGAUCAUCAAAAACAAUUAUAUCAUUCCCAAAGAGCUCUUCCUGAAACAUCCACAAGAAAUUUCUAUGAGACUUCACUACAGUCUCAUGAAAAUCAAAUGAUCUUCCAAAUGCAACCUUCAAACUUACAAGGUUCUUCAGCGACUGUAAAGAAGAACAUUGCUGCGAGCUUGCAGCUUAAUUCUAUGUCUGGUUUAUCAACAACGCAACAAAAUAUGUCUAAUACAAUUCAACCAAGUAAUAAUGUAGAGGCCAGGAAAGGAAAUUUUAUGAACUCUCUGCAACAGGUUCCCUUGAGCUCCCUUCAACAAAACAGUUGA
This is a messenger RNA of Vicia faba (fava bean), 837 nucleotides long. NCBI's taxonomy places the organism in Eukaryota, Viridiplantae, Streptophyta, Magnoliopsida, Fabales, Fabaceae. The record is from the annotation of a GenBank genome assembly.